This is a messenger RNA of Saccharomyces eubayanus, 783 nucleotides long. RefSeq names its product Pet122p (gene PET122). Gene Ontology annotation, molecular function: translation initiation factor activity. The record is from RefSeq and is a predicted model, not a curated record. Gene Ontology annotation, cellular component: mitochondrial inner membrane. The transcript has a single exon. Gene Ontology annotation, biological process: positive regulation of mitochondrial translation. The coding region runs from base 1 to 783 and encodes 260 amino acids. Lineage: Eukaryota; Fungi; Ascomycota; Saccharomycetes; Saccharomycetales; Saccharomycetaceae.
AUGCUGAGUAUUACGAGAAGACUGAUGGGCACCGACGUGCGCUCGCGGCUCCUGCUGAGCAGUCUCAACGGAGACAUGCCGGGUGCGCUGCUGCUGCUGCGCCAGCAGCAGCAGGCCAGCAUGGACGUGGAGCUGCUACACACGGUGCUGGCGCGGGCGACGGCGCUAGCACACGUCGAAACCAUAGCGUACGUGUGGUACCACCACGUGCAGCCGCGGCGGCUGGCGGUGGAGGGCCGCCUGCUGUGCGACAUGGCGGGCGUGGCACUGCACCAGGACAAGCUGUUCCUGCCGGCGCAGUUCCUGCAGCACCACCAGACGAUGGGGCUAGGCCGUGGCACCAGCGCCAGCGCCAGUGCUGAGGCCCAGGCGGUGGAGUUCGAGCUCCGCAGGGUCAAAGUGGAGGCCUUUGCGCGCGGAACUAUGCACUCCACGGCGCUUAGCGAGAAGUGGAAGGUGUUCUUGCAGGAGAUGGACACGCUGCCGGGGCAGCCGCCACUGCGGCUGCGGGACUUCCCGCAGUUGGCCAGGGCGGUGGGCGUAGCCGCCCAGCUACAGCAGCCGCAGGAGCAGGCAGCCGCGCUGGCGCUGUUUGGGCGGCAACCGCUGGUCGUGAAGAACGAAUGGUCGCUGCCGCUACUGUUGAGCGCGGUCCUGUGGCAUGUGCCCGGCCCAGCGCAGGCGCGACGCGUUCUAGCGGAGUUUCGGCAGUGUUAUCGCGGGCUGCCGCUGACGGAUGCCGAGGUGGUGAUAAAGAGAAGAGGAUUCGAGAUUGAUACUUGA